Molecule: messenger RNA, 2166 nt
Organism: Ceratina calcarata
Lineage: Eukaryota; Metazoa; Arthropoda; Insecta; Hymenoptera; Apidae
Product: CUB and peptidase domain-containing protein 2-like
Exons: 7
Coding region: 348-2138 (596 amino acids)
Biological process (GO): proteolysis
Molecular function (GO): serine-type endopeptidase activity
Source: RefSeq, a predicted model, not a curated record
CUAUCGCCACAGGUAAGUAUCAUUUUUACUGUCAUUAGAAUUUUAUUAGUUUAUUUUCUGCUACGAUCCAUUAAAACUACAGUACAAACGAUAAAGUAUGCAUCACGGAAGCUAAGCUUCUUAUGGGAACCAAUGCCUCUUGUACCCAUUACUUGCAACACAGUUUCCCUUUAUCAACUUCUUUUCUCGAGGAUUUAUAACAACGACGUAAAUCUCCUUCAUCCUUAUGGAUGCCUUUACGAAACGCAUUCCCUUCUCUACGAGAAUCUACGCUCGCGUAUAUUUAUUCUAUACACUGGAAAUAAACGGAUAUUUAUUUUUUCCCAGCCAAUCCACUGACAAGACCGAUGCCCCUGAACCCGUUUUCACCCACCGGGCAGAUAGUGGGCGGAACCGACGUAAAGAUCGAGGAAGUGCCACACCAAGUAGCUCUCAAGGCCUACGGUUUCCAGUUCUGCGGUGGUAGCAUCAUUUCGGAGGAAUGGGUCAUCACGGCUGCCCAUUGCAUGUCGUACCCGGCUUCGAGCAUCACGGUGGUCGCCGGAACUGCGACCAAAUCCUCGGGUGGUAGCAAUCACCAGGUUGCCGAGGUACUCGUUCACGAGAAAUACGUGACGAACUGGCACGGUGUCCCGGAGAACGACGUCGCCGUGAUGAGAGUGAAGAACCCGUUCAAGCUUGACGCAACCCGUAAGCCCAUCAAGUUGUUCAAGCAGAACGAGGAAUCCGUGCCUGGAAUCAGCGCUAUUAUCACGGGAUGGGGCGCGACCAGGGAAGGAUCCAGUACCACCGAGGUUUUGCAGACGGUCACGGUUCCCAUCGUGUCAAAGGUCUCAUGUGACGAGGCGUACAAGUCUUACGGUGGAUUGCCGGCGGGACAGAUUUGCGCGGCGGUGCCCGAGGGAGGAAAGGACGCCUGCCAGGGAGACUCCGGCGGCCCAAUGACCAUCGGCGGCCGUCUCGCCGGACUCGUGUCCUGGGGUUACGGCUGCGCCCGCAAGGGAUACCCGGGCGUGCAUACCGAGGUUGCUGCCUUCAGCGACUGGAUCACGUCCAAGACCGGAAUCAAGGCAUUCCGUAUUUGUUUCGCGCGUUUACUGACGUCGUCGUGCUGUAAUCUAACGAUAACGAUACGACUCGCAAACUAUAACUUUUCGUCGACAUGUCCUGGUACAAUUAUUUCCAAACUGUUCCGGCUUCUCGAUAAGGUACAAGGAUAUAUUGCGCAAUUCUCACUUAAAAUUCACUCGAUUAUUAGAGUCGCGAAAGAACGCGGUCGUGCAUUAGCGCCCGGUAUGAACCGACUCCUCUUCAAAGUUUCCUUCUUUCUUCUCGGGUCGAUUUGGGACCAUUUCGCGAGUGCAAUGACACUGUCUUCGGAAGACCGGAUCGUCGGCGGAGCACCUAUCGAUAUCACGGAAGUCCCGUACAUGCUAUCGUACAUGGUAAACGGCCAUCACGCGUGCGGUGCGACUAUCAUCAAUAGAGAAUGGGGAUUAACGGCCGCUCAUUGUGUCACUCCAUUCGUCCAUAAUCCUACUGUCUCAAUAAGCGUUCGCAGCGGAUCUAACAGACACGAUUACGGCGGAGUACUUCACGACGUGACAAAACUCAUUUACCACGAAAAGUACAACGAGAACAAUAACGAUUACGAUAUCGCGGUUUUCAAGGUGGAUCCACCGUUCGUGUUUAACGACGCAACGCGACCUAUCAAGUUACCCGAACGUUCUCAUUCCUACGAUACAAGUUGGGGUUUGAUCGCCGGAUGGGGAUACUUCGUCAAUUCGUUUCCGAGAUUAUCCACGAAACUCCAAUACGCCAUCGUGCCAAAAGUGAACAAGGAAACGUGUAUAAGAGAUUACGAAGAUAGUUUCGAGGUGACCAAGCAUCAAGUGUGCUACGGAUACUCGCGAGGAGGCAAGGACACGUGCAAGGGUGAUUCCGGUGGUCCGUUGGUUAACAGCUUUACUGUAAUCGGUAUAACUUCGUGGGGCUCCGAUUGUGGUCAACCGAAUUCGCCUGGCGUAUAUACUGACGUCAUCGGUCUAACCGAGUGGAUUAAAAGCAAAACGGAGCAACCACGAUUUAACAAUUUUAUUCCAUUGUCAGCUUUUAUGCACUUAUUAUUCGGUUUUUAAUAAAUCUAUUUGAAGCUGUUAAAUUUAA